AUGAAGCAGCAAGUGGUGGAAUUGGAAAGGCUUUCUGACUUGGGCUGGGGCUUACACUGGCCCUAUUCUCAGGCCUUCAGACUGGGACUGAAUUACACCACUGGUUUUCUUGGUUCUCCAGCUUGUAAAGGGCAGGUGAUGAAGCCAGCUGCCCUGUUGAACUGCCCACCUGGCAAGGAACUGAAGACCCCACAGGGCAGCAGCCAGGGUGGAACUGAGGCCCUCACUUCAAAUGUGCCAUUCUUCCCCAUUCCCUUCACAUCCCCCGACACCCGCACCGCCAAGACUGGAAGUGCAGUUCACGUAGCUCCUCAGGGGUGGGUCCUGGGCUUGGAGCGAACACACCUACAGACAGCCAUCUCCAUAGCGCAUGUUCACAUGGAAUCCUCCAUCUCCCCCUCUUCACCUCCCUUGUGCCUCUUUCCUUCUCCCAGGGUCAGUGAGAGUGCCCUCGAGGAAGAGGGCGCACAGGGCUGGAAGCGGUCUCCUGGGAGCGUCCGUUUGUCCUCGGGGCCCACGCGCCCUUCCCCUCGCCCCCCGCCUAGCCGGCUCGGGCGCGCCCGCGGCGUCAGUCUCGCGAGCCCCUUCGCCCUCGCGAGUCUCGCGUUCGAUCAUCCCGAGCUGCAGCGCCGCGCAGCUUGGGGAGGGGUAAUCCGCCCCGGAACACACGUGAGCGUCCCCGGGGCGGGGUCGGCGGAGGCGGCUGAGGGGUUUCCCCCACGCCCCCAAUGCCGGCCCGCGGUCGCCGCACCUCCCGCGGGGUUCGCACCCGGCCCUCCACAUCCCCCUUCCCGGGAACGACCCUCCGCUCCUCCACACCUACCGCCCCGCUCCAGUUCCCUCCAAAUACCUCCCCCCCGGCCCAUCCCCUCCGCUGCGCCGCUCCUCCCCCCUCCCCCGGUUUCCCUGGCCCCCGCCCGCGGCCACCCCCCGCCCCCCAGCGGCCCGGCUCGCACGCGCCGCGGAAUUCGGCACCUCCUCCCUCAGAGCCGAGCCCGCGGCUCCGCGGAGCAGCCGCCGCCGCCGCCGCCGCAGCCGGGCCCUCUGCGUGCCUCCCCGUCCCGCCCCUCGGCCCCUGGCGCCCCAGGCCCCCGUCCCCACCAUUCUCCCGCCCCGCUUCCCUCCCUCCUUCCUCCCUCCCCCCUCCUUUCCCCCUUCGCCUGCAGCCCGAGCCGGGCGCGCUAG
This is a messenger RNA of Mesoplodon densirostris (Blainville's beaked whale), 1185 nucleotides long. RefSeq lists its product as uncharacterized. The coding region runs from base 1 to 1185 and encodes 394 amino acids. The transcript is spliced from 6 exons. The record is from RefSeq and is a predicted model, not a curated record. Lineage: Eukaryota; Metazoa; Chordata; Mammalia; Artiodactyla; Ziphiidae.